AUGGCCGCCAAAGUUUACGUUGGAAACCUCUCGUGGAACACCACCGACGACAGUCUCGCCCACGCCUUUUCGACCUAUGGUCAGCUCACCGACUACAUUGUCAUGAAGGACCGCGAGACCGGCCGCUCGCGCGGUUUCGGUUUCGUCACCUUUGCCACCCAGGCCGAGGCUGACGCCGCCAUUGCCGCACUCAACGAGCAGGAGCUCGACGGCCGUCGCAUCCGUGUCAACAUGGCUAACUCUCGCCCUGCUGGCGGUAUGGGCGGCGGCUACGGUGGUGUCACUGGCCAGUACGGCGCCAACGCCUACGGUGCCCAGGGUGGCUACGGUGGCUACGGCGGUCAGCCCGGCGGAUUCCAACAGCCCGGCGGCUUUCAGCAGCAGGGUGGCUACCCUCAGCAGGGCGGCUACGGUGGCUACCAGCAGCCUGGUUUCCAGCCCCAGCAGGGCGGCUACGGCGCUCCUCAGCAGGGCUACGGCGCUCCUCAGCAGGGUGGCUACGGAGGCUACGGUGCUCAGCAGGGAUUCCAGCAGCCCGCGCAGCAGAACAGUGGCUCGUACAACGGCCAGGGCUACUAA
This is a messenger RNA of Mycosarcoma maydis (corn smut), 579 nucleotides long. RefSeq lists its product as uncharacterized. The record is from RefSeq and is a predicted model, not a curated record. The coding region runs from base 1 to 579 and encodes 192 amino acids. Gene Ontology annotation, molecular function: RNA binding. The transcript is spliced from 2 exons. NCBI's taxonomy places the organism in Eukaryota, Fungi, Basidiomycota, Ustilaginomycetes, Ustilaginales.